CGCAAACGAAUCUUCGGAUCAAUUUCCCUCCGAUUUAUUCACUUCUGCAACAAGCGGCGGCAAGGAGCCAUAGUGCUUCAUCUGGGCGGCCUCGUCUAUAUGUUUGUCGCGUUGGCUGUGGUGUGCGAUGAAUUCUUCGUGCCCAGCCUCUCCGUGCUCAUCGAAGUGUUUGACAUUUCCGAGGACGUGGCUGGUGCGACAUUUAUGGCAGCCGGAGGCUCAGCACCUGAGUUCUUUACUUCUGUUUUUGGCGUGUUUGUGGCACAAAAUAACGUCGGUAUUGGCACGAUU
Molecule: messenger RNA, 291 nt
Organism: Ostertagia ostertagi
Lineage: Eukaryota; Metazoa; Nematoda; Chromadorea; Rhabditida; Trichostrongylidae
Source: the annotation of a GenBank genome assembly